Molecule: messenger RNA, 3780 nt
Organism: Ictalurus furcatus (blue catfish)
Lineage: Eukaryota; Metazoa; Chordata; Actinopteri; Siluriformes; Ictaluridae
Product: tripartite motif-containing protein 16-like
Exons: 8
Coding region: 133-1908 (591 amino acids)
Molecular function (GO): zinc ion binding; protein binding
Source: RefSeq, a predicted model, not a curated record
UUCCACCACUCAGGCGACGGGGGAAGAGUAUAAGAGGACGCUCUUCCGCCCGUCCGAGGGAGAGUACUAACUCACAGACCACGUUCGGGUGCGGACGAAGACGCCAGCUGGUGAGAUCACACACGACGGUAGAUGAUGGCACGGGAAACCCCUGCACUGCAGACAGCACAGAUGUGUAAGUUCAAGAACAUGGCCGAGGCGAGUAUUUCAUUAGAUCAGCUUUCAGUGGAUCGGUUCAGCUGUCCAGUUUGUCUGGAUCUACUGAAGGAUCCGGUGGUGAUCCCAUGUGGUCACAGUUUCUGUAAGGUGUGUAUUAAUGACUGCUGGGAUCAGGAAGAUGAGAGCGGAGUGUAUCGCUGUCCUCAGUGCAGAGACACUUUCACUCCAAGGCCUGUUCUACGCAGAAACAACAUGCUGGCUGAAGUGGUGGAGAAACUGAAGAAGAAGACUGAAAUCCAAGCUGGUUCUCCUGCUCACUGUUAUGCUGGACCUGGAGAUGUGGAGUGUGAUUUCUGCACCGGGAGAAAACACAAAGCCGUCAAGUCCUGUCUGAUGUGUCUGGCCUCCUUUUGUGAAACUCAUCUGAAACCUCACUAUGAAGUUCCUUCCUGGAAAAAGCACAAGUUAGUCGAAGCUUCUGGAAAUCUACAAGAGAAGAUCUGCUCUGAGCAUGAUAAAGUGCUGGAGAUCUACUGUCGUACUGACCAAAGCUUCAUCUGUUAUCUGUGUAUGAUGGAAAAACACAAAAGCCACGACACAGUCUCAGUUAAAGUGUACAGAACUGAAAAACGGAGUGAGUUAAAGGAGGAGCAGAUGAAAUCCCAGCAGAGAAUCCAGGAGAAGCAGAAGAAGGUGCAGGAGCUGAAACAGGCUGUGAACACUAUAAAGCUCAGUGCACAGACAGCAGUGGAGGACAGUGAGAGGAUCUUUACUGAGAUGAUCAGCUCCGUGGAGAAAAGGCGCUCGGAGGUGACGGAGCUGAUCAGAGCUCAGGAGAAGGCUGAACUGAGUCGAGCUGAACGACUCCUGGAGCAACUGGAGCAGGAGAUCGCUGAUCUUCAGAGGAGAGUCACUGAGCUGGAGCAGCUUUCACACACACACGAUCACCUCCACUUCCUACAGAAAAUAAAGGUUUUAGUCUCUGGCCCUCGCUCUCCCGACUUAAUUAGACCAGAGUUUCAGUCUGAUCUCCGUGAGGACUCACGCAUCAUCACUGUCAAUCAACAUCUCUCAUUUGAUGGAGUGAGGAAAUCUCUCUCUGCUCUGAAAAAGAGACUCGAGGAAUUCUGCCAGGAGGAAUUCAUCAGAAUCCCUGAACAUGCUGCAGCAGUUCAGAUCAUUUUACCCUCAGAACCAAAGAGCAGACAAGAUUUUCUGCAGUAUUUCUGUGAUCUGACUCUGGAUCCCAACACAGUAAAUUAUAACCUCAUUCUGUCUGAGAGGAACAGAGCGGUGACACGCAGUGAAAGAAAGCAGCAGUACUCUGAUCAUCCAGAGAGAUUUGAUUCCUGUCAGGUGUUGUGUAAGGAGAGUGUGUGUGGACGCUGUUACUGGGAGGUGGAGUGGAGCGGUGUUGGUGUGUACAUAUCAGUCUCAUAUAAAGACAUCAGCAGGAAAGGACGGGGUAAUGAGUGUUGGUUUGGAGGCAACAAUCAGUCCUGGAGUCUGUGGUGUUAUUCUUCUUCUCUCUUUUUCUAUCACAACAACAUUGAGACUGAUCUCAGAGUUCCAUCAUCCUCCAGAAUAGGAGUGUAUGUGGAUCACAGUGCAGGAACUCUGUCCUUCUACAGCGUCUCUGACACGAUGAAGCUCCUCCACAGAGUCCACACCACGUUCACUCAGCCCUUAUACGCUGGGUUCUGGCUGCGCUCUAGUGGAUCAACUGUGAGAUUACGUGAUCCAGAAUAAAAUAUCAGUAAUGUGAUUUUAUUGAAUUAAAAUGAGCAACUUUACUUUUUUAUUUCAAGCUUAAUUCCAAUGUAAUAUUUAUUGUCCAAAUGUAAUACAUUUAUUUGUGAUUUCCCAAUUUUCCUUAAUAAUGUUAGAUCUUUCUUUUAGAAGAUUUUAAUGUUAUACAGUAGUGCUUGAAAGUUUGUGAACCCUUUAGAAUUUUCUGUAUAUCUGCAUAAGACCUAAAUCAUCAUCAGAUUUACAGUCCUAAAACAAGAAACUAUUACACUUGGUCAUUUAUUUAUUGAGGAAAAUGAUCCAAUAUUACAUAUCUGUGAGGGGUAAAAGUAUGUGCACCUUUGCUGUCAGUAUCUGGUGUGACCCCCUUGUGCAGCAAUAACUGCAGAUAAACGUUUGGGGUAACUGUUGAUCAGUCCUGCACAUCGGCUUGGAGGAAUUUUAGCCCGUUCCUCAGUACAGAACAGCUUCAACUCUGGGAUGUUGGUGGGUUUCCUCACAUGAACUGCUCGCUUCCGGUUCUUCCACAACAUUUCUAUUGGAUUAAGGUCAGGGCCUUGACGGCCAUUCCACAACAUUAACUUUAACCGUUCUUUGGUUAGAGUGACUUGUGUGUUUAGAAUCGUUGUCUUGCUGCAUGACCCACUUUCUCUUGAGAUUCAGAUCACGUUCAGAUGUCCUGACAUGUUCCUUUAGAAUUUGCUGGAAUAAUUCAGAAUUCACUGUUCCAUCAAUGAUGGCAAACCGUCCCGGCCCAGAUGCAGCAAAACAGCCCCAAACCAUGACACUACCACCACCAUGUUUCACAGAUGGGAUAAGGUUCUUAUGCUGGAAUAUAGUGUUUUCAUUUCUCCAACAUAACAUUUGUCAUUUAACCCAAUUAUAUUUUAUUAUUUUAUUAUAAUAUUAUAUUUUGGUCUCAUCCAUCCACAAAACAUUUUUUUCAGUAGCCUUCUGGCUUCUCCAUGUGAUCUUUAGCAAACUGCAGAGGGGCAGCAAUGUUCUUUCUCCUUGCAACCCCGCCAUGUACACCAUUGCUGUUCAGUGUUCUCCUGAGGGUAGGCUCAUGAACAUUAACAUUCGCCAACGUGAAGUCCCUCACUCACACCUGAUCAUCAUCCCACUGAUUGAAAACACCUAAAUAUAAUUUCACCUUCAAAUUAACUGCUAAUCCUAGAGGUUCACAUACUUUUGCCACUCACAGAUAUGUAAUAUUGGAUCAUUAUAUAAUAUUUUUGUCUCAGUUGUUUAAUUGGGUUCUCUUUAUCUACUUUUAGGACAAAGUCUGAGGAUGUUUUCGGUCAUAUUCUGCUUCAAUACUGUGUUAAAAUUCAUGUUGGUCUACUCAUUAAUCUUACAUAUGAAUCAUCAUGACUGUACUUAUACUGUAUAUAUUCAUUUGGAUGGAUUCUUGGAUAACAAAAUAAAAAAUAUAUUUAAAUAUGUGUUAAAUCCAUGUGUAAUGUCUAUUUUUGUGUCAUUUUUGUUUGUUUUGGUAUGACUAUUACACUAAGUGUUGCCUUAAUGAGUACCUUGUAAUCAGAAUUUAAUAAAGGCGGUAAAUGCAAAGCUAAUGUAGGAUGUGAACAUUACAGUGUUAUGUAUGUUUACAAAAAAAAGACUGUGUAAUCUCAGUGUUUCUCACUCACCAGUGAUAUUUCACCCUCUUUUCACAACUUCCUCUGGUGAUUGUGUGUUACAGCACUAUGCAGCGCACUACUUAGGGAUUUCUAGCGUUUUAUAAACCUUCCUGGACGCAGUGUGAACAUCCAGAGCAUUCAAAAUCCCAGAAUACACAGAGAACCUCCUGCAGCAUACAGUAGCUGCACACACAAAUCCAGGGGUGCCCACACAUUUUUGACUUGCGAGCUA